This is a messenger RNA of Mus caroli (Ryukyu mouse), 387 nucleotides long. Lineage: Eukaryota; Metazoa; Chordata; Mammalia; Rodentia; Muridae. The record is from RefSeq and is a predicted model, not a curated record.
AUGGAGGUGGAGGCAUUAUUUUUGCUUCCCCAUAAUGAGAUGGUGUCCGGAGUAUACAAGUCCGCCACGCAGGGAGAAGUGGAAAAUGGACUGUGUAUUACUAAGAUGGAGAACAUGGGGUCAAUGGGAGAAGGAUUGAUAGAAAGGUUUAUGAAAGAUACUGCAAGGCCCAAGGAUGAAUUAGACAUCAUAAAGUUCAUAUGGAAAGCUUUUGGGACUACAGUAUUCAAGAGACAAAUUGUCAAUCUAAGGACAAAUCAUCAGGGCAUAUAUGAUCUAGCGUUCACAUGUGGCUUAAUCAGAGGCGGCUCGUCAAACUUGGGAAUAAAAAGCAUUGCAGCAGUCAAAGUCUCUUCAGUGCCUGCCUGCAUAUUUCAGAAGCUGUAG